Alligator mississippiensis (American alligator) is the source of this 4984-nucleotide messenger RNA. It is a transcript of the gene IL1RAPL1, whose product is annotated as interleukin 1 receptor accessory protein like 1. The transcript is spliced from 11 exons. Gene Ontology annotation, biological process: negative regulation of exocytosis; signal transduction. Lineage: Eukaryota; Metazoa; Chordata; Crocodylia; Alligatoridae. The record is from RefSeq and is a predicted model, not a curated record. The coding region runs from base 113 to 2203 and encodes 696 amino acids.
GUGGCUCCCCGGCAUACGCAUUGUGAUGCCCAGCAAUUACCCUACUGACUGAUACCAAGCUCGGCAGCAUUUGGCGAGACCGUUGUGGAGAACAGCCUUUGAGAGCUGGAAGAUGAAAGCUCCUAUUCCACACUUGAUUCUCUUGUAUGCUACUCUUACUCAGAGCUUGAAAGUUGUAACCAAAAGGGGCUCAGCUGAUGGAUGCACUGACUGGUCUGUGGAUUACAAGAAGUAUCAAGUUUUAGUGGGAGAACCUGUUCGCAUAAAAUGUGCAUUAUUUUAUGGAUAUAUAAGAGCAAAUUACUCCCUAGCACAGAGUGCUGGACUUAGUUUGAUGUGGUACAAAAGCUCUGGACCUGGAGAUUUUGAGGAACCUAUAGCUUUUGAUGGAACUAGAAUGAGCAAAGAAGAGGAUUCAAUUUGGUUUCGGCCAACGUUGGUGCAAGACAGUGGUCUUUAUGCAUGUGUCAUAAGAAACUCCACUUACUGUAUGAAAGUGUCCAUUUCGCUGACAGUGGGUGAAAAUGACACUGGACUCUGCUACAAUUCAAAGAUGAAGUAUUUUGAAAAAGCUGAACUUAGCAAAAGCAAGGAAAUCUCAUGCCCUGACAUAGAGGAUUUUUUAAUUCCAUAUAGAGAGCCUGAAAUUCUGUGGUAUAAGGAAUGCAAAACAAAAACGUGGAGACCAAGUAUUGUGUUCAGAAAGGACACUCUGGUUAUUCAGGAGGUUAGAGAAGAUGACAUUGGAAAUUAUACUUGUGAGUUAAAGUAUGGAAUCUUUGUUGUCAGAAGAACUACAGAAUUAACAGUAACAGCACCACUAACAGAUAAACCACCAAAGCUUUUGCACCCAUUGGAAAAUAAGAUGACAAUUCAGGAGACCCAGCUAGGCAGUUCUGCUAAUCUAACCUGCCGAGCUUUCUUUGGAUACAGUGGAGACGUCAGUCCUUUAAUUUACUGGAUGAAAGGAGAGAAAUUUAUUGAAGAUUUAGAUGAAAAUCGCGUCUGGGAAAGUGAUAUCAGAAUUCUCAAGGAACAUCUUGGGGAACAAGAAGUGUCCAUCUCAUUAAUUCUUGAUUCUGUGGAGGAAGGAGACCUAGGAAAUUACUCAUGUUAUGUUGAAAAUGGAAAUGGACGCAGACAUGCCAGUGUUCUCCUACAUAAAAGGGAGCUGAUGUAUACAGUUGAGCUUGCUGGUGGGCUUGGUGCUAUUCUGCUGCUGCUUGUUUGUUUAGUGACUAUCUACAAGUGUUACAAGAUUGAGAUUAUGCUCUUCUACAGGAAUCAUUUUGGAGCUGAAGAACUAGAUGGAGACAAUAAGGAUUAUGAUGCAUAUCUCUCCUAUACCAAAGUGGAUCCUGACCAGUGGAAUCAAGAAACUGGAGAAGAAGAACGAUUUGCUCUUGAGAUACUGCCAGAUAUGCUUGAAAAGCAUUAUGGGUACAAGUUGUUCAUACCAGAUAGAGAUUUGAUUCCCACUGGAACCUACAUUGAAGAUGUGGCAAGAUGUGUAGACCAAAGCAAGCGACUCAUCAUUGUCAUGACUCCAAAUUAUGUGGUAAGAAGAGGCUGGAGCAUCUUUGAACUGGAAACUAGGCUUCGGAACAUGUUAGUCACGGGUGAAAUCAAAGUAAUACUGAUUGAAUGCAGUGAACUCCGGGGAAUUAUGAACUACCAGGAGGUUGAGGCUCUGAAACAUACCAUCAAGCUUCUAACUGUCAUUAAAUGGCACGGACCAAAAUGCAACAAGUUGAAUUCCAAAUUUUGGAAACGUUUACAGUAUGAAAUGCCUUUUAAGCGGAUAGAACCCAUCACGCAUGAGCAGGUUUUAGAUGUCAGUGAGCAGGGACCCUUUGGGGAACUGCAGACGGUCUCAGCAAUUUCAAUGGCUGCUGCCACCUCCACUGCCCUUGCCACUGCCCAUCCAGAUCUACGCUCCACCUUUCAUAACACGUAUCAUUCACAGAUGCGCCAGAAACACUAUUAUCGAAGCUAUGAAUACGAUGUACCUCCUACUGGCACCCUGCCUCUUACCUCAAUAGGUAACCAGCAUACCUACUGCAACAUCCCUAUGACACUUAUCAAUGGGCAGCGGCCACAGACAAAAACAAAUAGGGAGCAGAAUCCAGAUGAGGCUCACACAAACAGUGCAAUACUGCCCCUCUUGCCACGGGAGACCAGUAUAUCAAGUGUCAUUUGGUGACAGAUAUGCAAGGGGGACCUCAACCCCCUUGAGUAGGAGCUAAGUCUGCAGUCUGGUGCCUGGAACUACAUCCUCGACUGCUGCUGUUAAACAUGCAUUACAAUCUAUGAAAUACGAGGAGAAACAGGGUCUUGUACAUAUGUUUUUUGCAAUUUCUUUGUAGCAUCAGUCUUCCUGUUUUACCCAUGUCUCUUGCCAUUCACAUCUUUGACUUUAUUUUAUAUGUCAUUGGGAUUUGUAUAUUGACAUUUUUUAAAUGAAGAGACUGCUGUAUAGAUAGGAAAACUUUUUGCUUCAUUAGUAUAGUUUUAGAUUUUUUUAACAUUUCUUGGGAAUGCUUGGACACAGCUAUGUUGAUAUCAGAAGCACCAUCCAUUUUGUUGGCCUGCCUAGCCUGAUACAUGAAGGCCAUGCCUGCUGGAAUUCACCUGCUGUGAAGAACAUUUGUUCUUAGGAAGAAGCCCACCCAUCAUUCUGAACUCCAAGUUUCAUUCCUUAUCCCACGACAGCACUCUACCCCUUCCCUUCCUUUCCCUUCCCUUAUGAUGGUCCCAUGCUGGGUAACAAUAGCCUGAUCAUCUAACAUUUAACUCAGUAAAUGCUUGUCAGUCAGUAAGAUAUACCCAAUCUGUAUCAAUUGCUUCACAGUAACCACUGCAGAGUGUGUAGAAAGUAGAGUUCGUUUUUUGUUUUAUGAAUGAGUUGAUUGUAUCCCUUUUAUAUAUAUAAAAAACCUACCCUAAUUUGCUCACUUCCUGGAAAAGUAUGAAUGUGAUUGUGUUUGGGGUUAUUUUUUUGUUUGUUGGUUUUAAGCAUUUGACUUUUUUCUUUUUCCCCAUAACAUUUUGCAAAAGAGCUUAUUUGCAAUUGUCAGGAAAGUAAUGCAAUAGGCAGUGAAGUACAGUAAAUCCUGCUGGGAUUUACUGUGAUGGCUUCCAAACCAAAGGGGAAUAGAAGGACAAUAUCAAAUAUGGUGUAUCACAUUGUAUUAUAGAAAAUGCUAUUUUCUAAAAAGUAAGAGCAAAAUAUUAUUUUGCAGCUGAUUAUGGCGUCCCCUUGUAUUUUAAUGUUCCAAUAACUGUAUUUGCUUUACAAUGAUAUAUUCAGAGUUGAACAUUCUUAUUUCUUUUGUUUUAGCUUGUAACAAUAAGUAAAAGUUUAUUAAUUUCAAGAUGAUUUACAUGAGAACUCAGGCAGUAAAAAAAAUUACCAUGAAUACCAACGAAUAUCAAUGUUUUAAGAAUAAGCAUUUAUUUAUACAAAAUUAAUAUUUAAAUCAGACCUGGAAGUAUUAAACAAUUAAUUUUAUUGAAUAAAUAAAUUAGUUUUAUUUUUAAUGUAUGAUUCCAUCUUUGAGGAGUUGCAGAUUACAUGUGUACCAUGGCUCCUAGGGAAAAAGUCACUGCUCACAGUUCAGAGAUCCUAAAAAUUAAGAGUAAAUGACCUUACCAAUAUUUACAUUUUAAAUGGUGCAAGAGUCGCUUUCCAUUUUAGAAAAUGCAGGGAGUGGGAUUAGAAUAAAAAAAAAUUAGGAGGCCAAUCCUCUUUUGGUCUACCUGAAGCCAAUGGGGCUUGGUUAGAAUUCCCUACUGAUGAUUCACACCCUUUUUUUAUUAUUUAUACCAGCAGAGAGCUAAGGCCCCUAAUUUUACUUCAAAUAUCAACAAAUUGAUACCCAGAACAGUUGGGAACAGAUUGAAUGCCAGAAUGCAGAGAUUUUAAUUUAUUUCAGUAACUCAUUUCCUGUAGGGAUUUUUAUAACAGCUGACCAGUGUUGGCCAAUAUAAUGGAUGUUGUGUGAAUUGUUCAUUAUUAUUAUCACUAUAAAAGAAAUACAAGUUAUAAUAUUUUGGUCUCAGUAGGAUGUGAUUGGUCAAAAUAUGUAAACUGCAGUUUGGGGAUGUUUGUCGGGGUAAGUCAAAAUUGACAGUGUAUGAGGAAAUAGCUAUUAUCAUGUUGCAACAGUUAAGACAUCUCAAUAUCUACAUAACAAGCUUGAAGGAGCUUUGGGAUGUGCACUGAUUUUUAUUUGCUUAAAAAUGUUUAUUUCUCUGACAAUUCACCCGGGUCCUUUUCUACAAUCUGUUCUUUAUUUCAGUGUCUCCCCCUGGAUAUCAGUCAAAUAGCCACAAAAUGGAAAUGAAGCUUCCAGGCCACAUAAAAUUUUAAGACAGCAUUGCACAUUUGGUCAGUUUCACAUUCUAAGAAGGCUCCCAUUUAUUUUCUGUUAUAGACAUCUGUGAGUCAAUAACGGCAUUGAACUUCAUUCAACUGGAUUCCAAACGCCCCCUGAACAAAGUAAAAUAAAGCAAUGCAACAUCCUUUCACUUCCUCUUUUCCCUUUAUAUUUUUUAAGAUGAAGAUUGGGAGGUGGAAUUAAUGUAGAGUCAAAUAAUCUGACCACAGUCACAUUCUAGGCAUUGGUAGAUGUUCCUUUAGCUGCACUGGGAGUACUUUUUGUUGUUCAGUUUUUAGUGUAGAUUUAAGCACUUUGAAUAGCAUGAUUCAGGGAUUGAUGGAUACUAUUUGAUAUUCACACUACUUAAAAGUUUUUUCUUAUAAUGCUUUGUCAUAAUAUUAAACAAAAACAGACAAAAAAAAAUCAAGAAAAUAAACAGAGAAGCCAUUUAUGGCUUUAGAAACAUUCCUCCCAAGUAUUCCUCUUCUAUAAACAGCCCUGUGUGAGAAACAGUGAAGGAAACUGUCAUGUUUUCACGUGCUCUAUGUUUGACAAAAGUUCUGUCAGAACACAAAAUAAAAAGGAAAAAAAACUUUCAUUUG